AAAAUGGUAGUUACUUUUCUUUCCAUUGAAAAUGAAAAAUGGCUGUGCGGGAGGAAGUAAAGAGCAACUGCUUGGUCUUCAUGUGUUAGCUGAUAUAAAAAUGUCCGCUUUCUUCUUCAUUUGCACCAUUAAAACAUUCAAACCACAACGGCAAUGAGAGUACCUCCGGUGACGUCCGAUGACACCCGCAAGGCGGCCCUCGCCGGCGGAGGAUACCGGGAUGCCGAAUCCCUCUUCCGAACCAAGCCCAUUUCGGAGAUCCGGAAGGUGGAAUCUUCCACCCGAGAUUUCAUCCACCAGAAGCAAGAAGAGCUCCGCCUCCUCGUUGGGACCCGUUACCGGGACCUCAUUGACUCCGCCGACUCCAUCGUCCUCAUGAAGCGCUCCUCCCAAUCUAUCUCCUCCAACCUCUCCAACAUCCACUCUGCCAUUUCCUCUCUCUCCGAAGACCACCCCUCCGCCACCGCCACAGCCACCGCCGUCACAACCCCUCGCGACCCAUCUCGUUCCCGGAUCUACGGCGUGGCUUGCCGGGUCAAGUACCUCGUAGACACCCCCGAGAACAUCUGGGGCUGCCUCGACGAAUCCAUGUUCCUCGAGGCCGCAGCUAGGUACGUUCGUGCCAGGCACGUACACCUCCGUCUCGACGGUGAUUCUGAUCACCGGAGGUUUCUAUCCAAUUUUCCUCUGCUCCAGCAUCAGUGGCAGAUCGUUGAGAGCUUCAAGACCCAGAUCUCACAGCGUGCCAGAGACAGGCUCUUCGAUCGUGAUCUGGGGAUUGCUUCCUACGCUGAUGCCUUGGCUGCCGUUGCCGCCAUUGAUGAUUUAGUUCCGGAUCAAGUUCUGGGUCUGUUCCUGGAUACCAGGAAGGCCUGGGUUUCGCAGACGUUGGGUGGCUGUCCUCUUAAUGCCGAUUGCUCUGAGGUCAUUUCCGUGUUCUGUGAGGCGUUGAGAAUAAUUCAGGUGAGCGUUGGGCAUGUGGGUGAGCUAUUUUUGCGAGUAUUGAAUGAUAUGCCAUUGUUCUAUAAGGUGGUGUUAGAUUCUCCUCCUGCAUCCCAACUGUUUGGCGGAAUUCCCAACCCGGAGGAGGAGGUAAAGCUUUGGAAUUCCUUUAGAGAUAAGUUAGAGUCUGUCAUGGUAAUGCUGGAUAAGGAUUACAUUGCCAAGGUUUGUUCUUUUUGGUUGAGGGAAUGUGGAAGAGAGAUGGUGGAUAAGAUCAAUGGAAGAUUUUUGAUUGAUGCUGUGGGAAGUGGAAGAGAGCUUGCUUCUGCUGAGAAGUUGAUAAGGGAGACGAUAGAAAGCAAAGAAGUGUUGGAAGGAAGUUUGGAAUGGCUUAAGAGUGUUUUUGGGUCCGACAUUGAGUUGCCAUGGAGUCGAAUGCGUGAGCUUGUUCUAGGAGAUGAUUCUGAUUUAUGGGACGAAAUCUUUGAAGAAGCAUUUGUUGGAAGGAUGAAGGUGAUUGUAGAAUCAAGGUUUGUGGAACUCUCAAGAGCAAUGAAGGUGGCAGACACCAUUCAGGCAAUUGGGGAUGGUUCCAGUGUGGAUUUUAUUGGGUACUUGAAUCGUCCUUCGACUGGCGGUGGUGUUUGGUUCAUAGAUUCUACUACUAAGAAGGCUUCUGCAUUUGAUAAUGAAUUUCGGAGUUGUCUUAAUGCAUAUUUCGGUCCUGAGGUUAGUCGGAUCAGGGAUGCUGUAGAUAGUUCUUGUGAGAGUGUUGUUGAGGACUUAUUGAGUUUCCUGGAUUCUCCAAAGGCAUCCCCUAGAUUAAAGGAUCUGGUGCCCUACGUACAAUCUAAGUGUUUUGAGAGUAUGUCCACCAUUUUGACUGAGGUUAAGGGUGAACUUGAGAAUUUGUUUGCCGUCAUGGAAAGCAGCAAAGAAAGGGACGGUCAGGCUGUUGAGAGAGCCCUUUUCAUAGGGAGAUUAUUGUUUGCAAUCCAGAGCUACUCCAGGCAUAUUCCGGUGAUACUUGGUCCUCCAAUGUUUUGGAUUAAUGGAACUGUGUCUGCCAUUUUUGACAAGUCACCUUCUUCGUUGAGGUUAUCUAGAACUGCUGCUGCUGCUGAUUCUCCUCUUUGUGAUAGCCCCGGAAGGCAAGCGCCCUUAGCCUCUAGAAGACAAACUUCAUCUGUUACUUCUGCAUUGCUUGGAGCUGGUGAAACUGCAAGCCCAAAACUUGAAGAACUUAAUACGACUUUACGGGAUCUUUGCAUUAGAGCUCACAGCUUGUGGAUCUCAUGGUUAUCUGAUGAGCUUUCGGUUAUUCUAUCUCAUGAUCUUGGACGAGAUGAUGCUUUGUCAUUGACAACUCCCUUAAGGGGCUGGGAAGAGACUGUUGUCAAGCAAGAGCAGUCACAUGAUAGUCAAUCAGAGUUGAAAAUAUCACUUCCUUCCAUGCCUUCUCUGUAUAUUGUCUCAUUUCUAUUUCGUGCAUGUGAAGAAGUUCAUCGAAUUGGAGGUCAUGUACUUGACAAGACAAUUAUGCGUAAAUUUGCUGAGAGACUGUUGGAAAAGGUUAUUGGCAUUUAUGAGGAUUUUCUCUCUUCCAGAGAAGCUGGUGGAUCUGAACUUUCUGAAAAAGGAGUGUUGCAGGUUCUGUUAGACUUAGGGUUUGUUGCUGAUGUUCUUUCAGGAGGUGAUCCCAAUAUCACUGAGGAGUUAUCUAGAGUUCCAAGAGUCAAAAGUCCUUUCAGACGGAAACAUGACAAGAGCCAUACAAAAUCAGUCGUUAGAGACCAUGUUGAUGGGAUGAUCAAUCGUCUUUCACAGAGAUUGGACCCCAUAGACUGGCUUACGUAUGAGCCAUAUCUCUGGGAGAAUGAAAGGCAAUCAUACCAACGACAUGCAGUCCUUUUUGGAUUUUUUGUGCAACUUAAUCGCUUGUACACAGAUACUGUUCAGAAACUGCCAACUAAUUCAGAGUCCAAUAUCAUGAGAUGCUCUUCAGUUCCUCGCUUCAAAUACCUUCCUAUCAGUGCACCCGCAUUGUCUUCACGGGGGACAGCUAAGAUAUCUACUCCAACAUCUGUUGAUGGUAUCGCUUCAAGGAAUUCCUGGAAAGGUUAUAGAAAUGAAGAGUUUUCCAGAAAGAUGGAUUUAGAUGACAACUCCAGUUUUGGGGUUGCAACACCAUUCCUAAAAUCUUUCAUGCAGGUUGGAAGCAGAUUUGGAGAGAGCACACUGAAACUGGGAUCCAUACUGACAGACGGACAAGUGGGUAUAUUUAAGGAUAGAUCAGCAGCUGCAAUGUCAACAUUCGGAGAAAUUCUACCUGCCCAAGCUGCAGGUCUUCUUUCCUCCUUCACAACAUCCAGAUCAGACUCUUGACUGCCUGUAGAAUAGUUGGUUUUGGUUUUGCUUUCAUUGCAAUGGAGAAAGCCUAUUCAAACCUUUGAAUGGACAUGAUGGACUAUGAAGCACAACAGUGAUGAUCAUCUGAAUUCAAGUGGAAAAGGGUAUAUAAAUGACAAACAGGAAUUUAAAAAUUUAUAUAUGGAAGGGACUGAAGGGAUUGAGGUGCUAUAAAAAUUAUGUAAAUGAAGAAAAUGACAAAAGGAAAUGUCAUAACAAGUAAGUAAUGGCUAAAAGAAUUUGUCAGAAGGUGUCUUUUUUCCUCAGGUUACGUGGAGUCAGAAGUGUAUGAUUAUAGAAAUCAUUACCUUUGCCAGAAAUAUUUUGCAGAGAAAAAGAUUUGGUGCUUUGGGAACUGAAGUUAUAUUAAGUGAAGCUUCACACAAGCAAAAGAUAUGUGGUUUUGAGGUGAAGCUCCUACUUUAUGUUAUAGGCUUCAGCUCAGAAGAUGAGGUAUAAGAGCUUUCUGGUUUUCAGGUUCUAAUUGGAUUUCGUAAGUUCCAUGUGGCUUUUCUUACAUUUCAAUUGUUUAAUGUUUAUAGUGAUUGCUCUAAAUUGUCACAGAAACUGAAAAAGAAGGUGUUUUGUUAUAAACAGAAAUACAUUAUAAAAACAGAAAUGAGAACGAAAGAACGCAAAAUGGACAGAAAAAGAAGCUUUAAGCGAACUUUUUACAAUCAAGUUUCAUUUUUUCAUAAAUGUGUA
Messenger RNA from Ziziphus jujuba (common jujube), 4056 nucleotides. Its product is annotated as conserved oligomeric Golgi complex subunit 1. The transcript has 6 exons. Gene Ontology annotation, biological process: intra-Golgi vesicle-mediated transport. Gene Ontology annotation, cellular component: Golgi apparatus; COG complex. The record is from RefSeq and is a predicted model, not a curated record. Lineage: Eukaryota; Viridiplantae; Streptophyta; Magnoliopsida; Rosales; Rhamnaceae. The coding region runs from base 154 to 3327 and encodes 1057 amino acids.